AUGGUCCAGGUCAACAGCAGCUUUAUCGUCAACCACACGUGUCUCAGAACCAAAGACCCCAAAUCUGUCGAGUUUUGGACGGGCAAAUUGGGGAUGACUUUGAUCGACACCAAGAAAUCCGGCGACUCAACGUCGUUUUUCUUAAACUAUCCCCAACCGCAAGAUAAGGGCAAAAGCGUGAAUGAAAGAGAGGGGGUUUUGGAGUUGGUCUAUAGUGGUGGUGCUAAUGGUGGGAGGGAGAUUGAAAUCAACAACGGGAAUGGCGAAUCCGAUCGCGGGUUCGGCCAUGUUUGUGUUUCGGUGGACAACAUCGAAGUUGCCGAGAAGCAAUUCUUGUUGGCGGGGGUUAGAUUCAAGAAGAAGUUGAGCGAAGGCAGACAACACGAUAUCGCGUUUUUGUUGUCCGACUUCGACGACUACUGGAUUGAGUUGAUUGAGAAUGAAAUUGACAAGCGGGAAGGCGAGACUCAUGUUGCCUCGUACCGGUUCAACCAUACCAUGAUUAGAGUUGUCGAUGUGGAAAAAUCCUUGCAAUUCUACCGCGGGUUAGGGUUGAAGUUGUUGAAUAAAUUGGAUUUUGAAGGUGCCAAGUUCUCGUUAUACUUCUUGGGCUAUAACAAUGACCCCAGUUUCAAAGAAGAAUCCAUGACGUAUCAAGAGCAAAAGAAGUUGCAGUCGCUUAUUGAGUUGACCUACAAUUGGGAAAGUGCUCCUGGUUUCAAAGGCUACAAUUUGGGAUCCCAGGGCUUUCAAAACAUCGCCAUUAGUGGCAACACCGUUGGCGGGUUGGAGACCUUGCAAGAUCCAGAUAGCUAUAAAGUCGAAUUGAGAGCUAUAUAG
Molecule: messenger RNA, 840 nt
Organism: Lodderomyces beijingensis
Lineage: Eukaryota; Fungi; Ascomycota; Pichiomycetes; Serinales; Debaryomycetaceae
Source: the annotation of a GenBank genome assembly